Acyrthosiphon pisum (pea aphid) is the source of this 1008-nucleotide messenger RNA. RefSeq lists its product as uncharacterized. The record is from RefSeq and is a predicted model, not a curated record. The transcript is spliced from 3 exons. NCBI's taxonomy places the organism in Eukaryota, Metazoa, Arthropoda, Insecta, Hemiptera, Aphididae. The annotation marks the transcript as partial.
AUGGAAGACGGCCUUAUGGACGAAGACAAUGUGGAAGAUCAUGGAGACGUGGAGAACAUGGAAGUCGUGAUGGAAGACAAUGUGGACCACAUCAUUGAAGUUGUGAUGGAAGACAGCGUUAUGGACGAAGACAUGUGGAAAAUUGUCGACGUGGACAACAUGCUAUUUAUCAACGCAUCUAAGUUAGACAAGGGCUCGAUUAUGUGUUUCAUCAAUGCUCGGUACGUCAGUCCGCCAGAAGCAGUUUGGCGACUGUUUUCGUACGAGUUGCAUAAGCCGAGUCACAGGGUGAUCAGGCUUUCAGUCCAUCUGGAAGACUACCACACGGUGUACUUCGCUCCGGGACAAGAACUGGAGCGGGUGCAAAACGCAGCGCUGGCCCGAACAAGACUCACGGCGUUCUUCUCGCUCAACGAGACGGACCCCGAGGCCAGACAGUAUCUCUACCAUGAGAUACCGAUGCAUUACACCUGGGCGGAAAGAGACAGGAGGUGGAAUCGGCGCCGAAGGGUAAUGCCCAACGAGACGUUGUCUCGGAUGUACGCGGUCAACCCCCUAGAUCGAGAGCGAUUCCUCUUGCGACUGCUGCUGCUACACAGGAGAGGUCCUCAGUCGUUCAGAGACAUGAGGACCGUCGACGGGAUCGUGUAUCCGACCUACGCGGCGGCGGCGGUGGCGCUUGGACUCCUGGAGGAUGACCAAGCCCUGCUGGCGUGCAUGACAGAGUCCGCGGCCGUGGACACUCCCGCACAGCUGCGUUACCUACUGGUGACGAUCCUGCUGUACUGCGAGGCCGCGGAUCCGCUGGCGUUAUACAUGGCAAGCGAGGAAGACCUGAGGCAAGACUUCUUCCACAGACUGAGAGACGAGGACCGCGCGAGGGCCGCGUGCCUGGACGCCAUCGGGCGGCUGCUGCAGGGUCACGGUAAAACGCUGGCCGACUACGGGUUGCCGAAUCCGGACGUCGCGCUGCUCGAAGAGGACGCGGGCGGAGACGUCUACGCCUUC